UUGAGCCCCGCGCGCGGGCGACGUGUGUUCGGGACGACGCGACAGCGUCCAGACGCCGUCGUCGUUGCCGCCGCCGUCGACAGACGGCGCCACCAGCAACUCCCCGCCUCCCCCCGUUGCAGCAGGGAUUCCAAAUGCCGGGAUGACGUAACAGCAGACAUACAGCAGCCUUAAACCAACGUACGUCCCAGGUUUGCCAACACAAUUUUCCAUUCACUACCGAAUAUUUGAGAUGUAUCUAUAGUCAAAGACUAAUUAUUGCCAUAGUGAAUAUUAAUUACGGUACGGUACGGCAUUGGUGGCUUGUUACUUUGUCGGCUUGCCAUUCGUGAGGAUUCGGCUGUGUUCGGGCGUGUCCGUCGCUCAUGCCUACCAUUGUGGUCCUGUGUCGGUGGUCGUCUCUCGGGGCGUGCGCAUCUCUCUCGCGGGCUGUUGGCUGGGAGUUCCCUGCGACCUAUUGGGUAACCGAAGGCUGGCAGUGCGUGUUGGUUUUGUGUGCGUGCUGGGGGCGGCCUAGCAGCGCCAUCUGCUACCGACCGCGUCCCGCGGGUGGCGGAUACGGGAGCCCAGCCCGAGAGUUGCAAUCUCGCUGGGGUGGCUGUGAAUAACCAAUAGCAGUCCGCGGACCAAUGGCCGGCCUGUGGAGUCGUUAUCACGGCUGUCGGGGAGAAAGGUAGCCUGAAUGUAGCUCGGCGCGCGGCAGAAAGCAGCUUCGUCGGCGAAGGCACCGCAGGGGAGCUCGAUGUGCCUUAGUAGCGAAGUGUAGACGAACUGCGGGCUGGAACUUGCGGAACUGUGGACUGCCGCGCGCGCAACGGAACUGAACAGCGUCGGAAUUCUGAAGGAAGAGAUGGCGGCGCCUUCAAGUUGGGGCCCUGUUGGAGCCAGUGGUAGCCUGGGCGGCGCGACCUUCAACCGACCCGGGAAUUUGGGGGGCAAGAGGGUCCGACUCGCAAGAUACUUCAUUCGCCUGAACGACUUACCCCCACCCUGGCUUGAAAGGUCGUUGGCUGUUGACUGGAAGAAGGAAGAUGAAGAUGGCGCAAUGUCAGGCUGCCUUUCGCUCCGAGAGCCAGCAGUUCGAGCCGGUUUACUGGCUCGUCUGCCCACUUCUGUUUUAACUGUGGCUGCCUGGGCAGCUGUGGCUGGGCUGACGAGUGAAGUCGCCCGCCCCUGGGGGUGCUUGCGCCCCUGGUUAAUAAUAACCCAGGAGUUCCCAACCUUUAAAUGCGGGCCGCAAGGCCCAAGCACCCAACUCCAGCAUGGUUGAUUUUUCAGCCCCUCCAACUCUUCUUACCUGGACCCUUCUUCCUCUUGUCCAGUAGUUACCUGCUUGCUUAAUGCAUGUUAAUUGAUCCCCGCAUGAACCGGCCCAGGGUUUUCCCUGUGUCUAUGCAGGUUUUACCUGGGUCACAUUAGCUAGCUUUUAAGCUAGGCGACCAAUGGGGCGUCAGUCAUGGCGCCAAUUGCAGCCAUGGCUGGCCAGUAAACCCCAAUAGCACACGAUGCACGCGCCCUUGUCCUGCAUGGUUAAAAACCCGCAUGGUAGAGUGUAUAGGCUUCGGCCUGAGACACACUUAGGUCCUCCCCUAACCUGGACCCUCCCCUACACACUUAGAAUUAACUUAGGCUAGGAAAAAAAAAAAAAAAAAAAAAAAUUGUGGUCCUGUCGAGUUCGCUUCGAGCCUUGGCCGAGGACGGACGCGUCAAGCGGAGCUGCGAGAUUCCAGGAACAGCCUGUUUGCUCGCACACAGGCCAGGUGGUAUUCCCAGGUUUUUUUCUAAGAAGUGUAAGCGUGCAAAACAACCCGGGUUGUAGCUAACCCUACAGCCUAGCCACAACCCGGCUUAAUACCGGGUGCGUGGUCAGUGGGUGUUAGUGCGUUGUAGGGUGUAACUAGCGACAUGACUGACCAGUUAAGUGACGAGCAGGUGAUGCAGGAGUGCAUCGAUGUGCCCCUGCCGAGCGACGACGAACAAGAAAUGUCUAGCGACGACGGCUUUACAACAGUCGUCUCAAAAAAACAAAAAACGGGAGGAAAGGACGAAAGACUGCGCCCCCCACUGACGAACCCUGCGAUCGCAAGGCAGCAGGCCGAGCGACUUCGCAAGCAGCCCGUCAGAAGGGCAAACAACUCGGCCAGUCAAACGGCCGCCAACACGUCCGCAGGUUCGAGCCCUGCCCCGCCAAACCCUGCCCCUCAGGCAAAGAAAAUGCAGGUGAAACCCCUGUAUGUAUUUGUUGAUUCUGGCCACAGCUACCCGGCCAUUAAAAGAGUGCUGGAUGCAGCACUGCAGGAGCGCUGGUCGUGCGUCAGUCGCGGCCAUGACCAGCUCAUGAUUCACACUGCCACCGUGGAGGAGUACCACAGGGCAGUGCGUGCACUGGAGCAGGCCGGAGUGCAACACUCUGUGCUGCUGCAACGGGACGAGAUCCCGAAAAAGUUUGUGUUUUGUCGAGUGCAUAGCAGCACCGACAAACAAUUCAUUCAGGCCGAGUUCGCCGCAAUGGGUCUUCCAGUGCAGAACUUCUGGUUUCUGUACAACAGGCAGACAAGAGCGCAGCAGCAACAGUGGCAGUGCGGGCACUCGCCAGUGGCGCUUUCUAACGGCGAGAGCGCGAAACACAACGCGAAGCAGCGCUCGCGACGGCGGAGCCGGGAACCACAGUGUUGUCGAGAGCCCCCGGCAGAGCGCAGCAGCAACAGUGGCAGUGCGGGCACUCGUUCCCGAGCGCCAGCGGCAGUCACCGGCGUGCCUUGGGCUUAG
Molecule: messenger RNA, 2769 nt
Organism: Bacillus rossius redtenbacheri
Lineage: Eukaryota; Metazoa; Arthropoda; Insecta; Phasmatodea; Bacillidae
Exons: 3
Coding region: 1906-2769 (287 amino acids)
Source: RefSeq, a predicted model, not a curated record